AUGAUGUGUGACGUACAAGCGUUACCAAGACUUGACUUCACGGAAGCCUUGAAGGAUUCGCCUCGUUUUCGACAAUCUAUCGGCCUUCAUCAGCGAUACUUCGAUAGAUUGGAAGGAAGACUAAAUGAGUUGCUGCGUCUGAUGAGCUCAAUGGAAGAAUACGGGAAAAAUUAUGCAAAUUCUUUUUAUACUUUAUCUGUCAUGGUUAAUCAGCUGUGUACCGAAUCUCUUCCGCGAGAUUCCAAAGCUCGAUCGACAUUGAAAUCUGUAUCAAAUGCUUAUGCACAUGUUGUUCAUUUACAUAAAACUUUUAUUGAGCAAUCUAAUGCUGUUGUUGUUAAAAAUAUAAACUCGGUACUACGAAAUGAACUCGCAAAGAUAUUCGAAACUCGUUCUCAGUUUGAGAGUCUUUCUAAUUCGCUCGAUGAUGCCCUGGCAAGAAAAGCAGCUACUUUGCGAUCCCGCACCUCUGAAUUGGCAGAUGCUCGGAAUGCCUUAACUGCUGUAGGGACAUGCUUUGCACAUACGGCACUUGACUACGUGGCGCAGCUCAACAUUGCUCAUGCGCAUAAAGAUCAUCUUAUUGUCGAUGCUUUUUGGGCAUUUAUAAAGGAAUGUAGCUCAUUUUAUUCAAGAGGACAUGCCUUUUUUGAUGAAUGGACUGUAAUUGAGAAUGGCUCGGUUGCCGACGCAGUGAGCAACUUGUCGUCGAGAUGUAAGUUGGUGGAAAAGAAGAUGCAAGACCGCCAUUCUCUGGUACCUAAGGAGAUCUUUAUGCAUCCAACUGGUAUUUCUCCUGAAGAUAAUGUAGUUAUGGAAGGAUAUCUUUUCAAGCGUGCUACGCAUGCUUUUCGAACGUGGAAUAGACGUUGGUUUCAAAUCAAGGAAAACAAGCUUUUGUACUCUCAUCGAUCUUCUGAGGUGGAGACGCCAAAAAUAAUGGAACUGGACUUGAAACUGUGCCUCGUUCGACCUGCACCUGCUUCGGUUGAAAGAGCAUGCUGCUUUGAGCUCGUGACUCCUGUCAAGAACCAUCUUCUGCAAGCUGAUUCUGAAAUGUUAUGUAAUUCGUGGAUGCGAGCCUUGCAGAGAACAAUCUUACAUUUACAUGAGUCAGAUGAUGGCAUUCCACCGCAUCGGCCUACUGCAGGGACUGGUGUAGACCAUAUUGGAAAACCUAGUCUGUCAACACAAGACAGUCUCUUAGUGGAGCUGCGGCGCGUUCCAGGCAACGAUCGGUGCGCUGAUUGCGGUGAUGAAGGUCCGAAAUGGGCAAGCAUCAAUCUUGGAGUUAGUUUUCUUUUGAAGCUUAAGAUCCUCCUGUGUAUUCAGUGCUGUGGCAUUCACAGGAGUUUUGGCGUUCAAGUUUCAAAGAUUCGGUCGUUAACGAUGGAUGCCAUAGAACCAGAACAGAAGAAACUUAUGUUGGCUUUAGGCAAUCAACUUGUAAACUCCAUCUAUCUAUCCUACCUUCCUGAUAGGGGUGUUGUACCUCCACGCCCUCGUCCAACUUCUGCUAGGCCAGCCCGUGAAGCUUGGAUAAAAGCAAAGUAUAUAGAACGCCGAUUUGCGCGUAAGGUUACAGAACGGACUAGGAAUUCUGUACAGCUGCACGCAGAAGGAAACGUUCAUAAAUUAUUUUCAGCGUAUCGGUCUCCACCUCGGUCAUCAUCUUACCAAAACUUGGUUGUUGAAGCAGUCCCUUCACCGUCACGACCUUCUUCGGUAUAUGAUAGUGAGUUGGCACUAGAUUUCAUAUCUGGAUGGAAGUCGACUCCUGCUUUGAAACGUGCCAAUAAAGAGGUUUUUUCAGCUGAAAUACAGAGAAUUUCUGCCUGCGGAUCAGAGAUGGACUUGAGGAAGUCGCACGAAUUAGUGACUAGUGAUGCUAAAACUGGGAACCGAUUUCACGUUGCUGCGUUUAAUGGUGAUAUUCCACUCAUGUGCCGUCUUAUGGCUGAGGGCGGUGACGUUAAUGUCACAUAUGCCGGAGAAACAGCACUACAUAGCGCAGUUAAGGCGGGUUGCGGUGUUGCAGUUGAAUUUCUUCUGUUGAAUGGAGCAAAGAUCAAUUCUUUAGACGCAUAUUUAAAUUCACCACUUCAUAUAGCUGCUAAAAGCGGUUUUACUUUAAUAGUUUGCCAGUUAAUGAAGAGAGGUGCUGACCAACGUUUGAAGAACCAUGAUGGUGAAACCGCUUUAGAUUUGGCUGUAGAGGGCAAGCAUGCUGAUAUCGUUACACUGUUAAGACUGCGGGAUAUGCGAGAUGAAUUCAGCGAAGAAUUCCACAAUCCUAUGGAUGAGGCGGUUGAUGAUGUUAUGCAAGAUAUCAGUCGAAGAGUGGAAAAUAAUCGUUAA
Molecule: messenger RNA, 2358 nt
Organism: Enterobius vermicularis (human pinworm)
Lineage: Eukaryota; Metazoa; Nematoda; Chromadorea; Rhabditida; Oxyuridae
Source: the annotation of a GenBank genome assembly